UCUUCAUACUCAUUCAAAACAAGUGUUAAUUAAUUAACCUCUUCUUUCCAAAAACAACCAAAAGUUAAGAAUUUUCUUUCUUUGAGGAAAUCAACAUGUCUGAGAUUGAAAUUCAAGCGGCAGUUGGUGAUGAGAAGUUGAUAUUGGAGUUGGAGAUGAACAAGGAGGAAAACGAGAAUGACAGCAUUCAACUAAGGUCGUCAGCCUCAGGUCAAGUGGUGUUGUAUACAACCACGGCAAACUAUAGCAAAAGUGCACGAUUGCAUACAAUUGAUAGACACUUUUGGUCUGGUCGUGCACUUACAAACUUCCCUGCUCUUCCAAAAGGGUACUAUGCCGUUCCUAGGCAGCAAGGUACUCUUCCUCAAGGUGUCAAAUGGGGCAUCGUCUAUGCUGAUGGUGAUGACACUACUGCCCGUAAGUGGGUUGUAGCUUUUGAUACCGCUGCCGGCAAGGCUUAUGCUGAAGCUGGACCAAUAGGUCCAGUCGACUGGAAUGUUGUUGAGGUUAAAUUGGGUAUGUCUGGAAGCAAAAGCGAAUACACUGACCCAGCUCUUGGAGGCACGACCUCAGCUGAGAUUAAUGGGCUUAAUGCAAGAGCAAUAUUCCGUAAUUGAUUUGCUUAAUUAAGAUCAUUUAUACUAUAUGACACAUUAUGUGUGUGCUAUGGAAUAAUUAUGAUCCUUUCUUUUUAUUUUAUGUAUGUUGCUUUUCCACAUAAUUUUAAGUUAUGUGAUGUUUUCCGGUGAAAAUGUUUUCAUUUGUAAUUCGGUAGAAAUCUAUAAAUAAAGUGUGUUUUUCUUUUA
This is a messenger RNA of Spinacia oleracea (spinach), 806 nucleotides long. RefSeq lists its product as uncharacterized. The transcript is spliced from 2 exons. The coding region runs from base 96 to 617 and encodes 173 amino acids. The record is from RefSeq and is a predicted model, not a curated record. Lineage: Eukaryota; Viridiplantae; Streptophyta; Magnoliopsida; Caryophyllales; Amaranthaceae.